GAUUUCUUCUAGGGUUUAAAAAAUGGCAAAUAACAGCAACAAAGAAGAACCGAGCACUGCUCCGAAGCCUAAUCGAUGGUACAAUAUAAGUUUAGGGUCUUCCUUCAAGGACCAACAGCAACAUUCUUCCAAAUUCUGCACUUUACGCUAUGAAUUUAAGCCAGCAUCAAUUGAUAAAAGCCAACCAGGAUCAUUCCACAAGACGAAGGAUAAUCGAGUUAAGGUAGAAUUUGAAAACAACAAACAGGGAAAACCCAAGGUGACAUUUGAAGGGACAUGUGAAGAUUACAAGGACAAUGAUGCAGUUUUGUUCUUCGAUGGUGAGACCUUUCGGUUGGAGCGGUUACACCGAGCUGUGAAGCGGUUGAGGCAUGUACGCCAGCCUGGUGAAUCCACAGCCAUGCCUUCUUCAGCUGGCCCUGCUACAGAGUCUUAUUCGCCCAUUAUUUUUUCUGUUUGUGUUGUUUUCUAUGUGACUUUACAGCUUCAGGUCGAACGUAUUGACACCGGUGACUUUGAGAGUGGAGAAUCAAGAAAGCAGAACAACAUAGAGCCCCCGUCAUCUUCAGUUCCUAAUAAACCAACCACGUCACCAGAUCCGAAAAAUUAUGAAUCAGAAGAACAGGUGGAUGUUGUUGUUGUUGUUGAUGAUGAUGAUGAUAAUGAUGGUUUGGGAACAGAUAAGCAAGACAAUGCCUCUGAAAAGUUGUCCUCCGGUUUCGGCAUUGAUAUCAACCUACCACAUCAAGUUGACACGGAUGAAGAGAUUGCUGAUGUAGAUUUAAGUGAUGACGGCUAUAAACCAGGACGCAGUGCUGCUGAAGCACUUAGAGAUCAGGUGAACGCUGAAGAGAAAGAACAGUCUUUGAGCUCAAAUAGUAGCAGUGGAAGUGAUAAUAGCGGGAGCGGGAGUGGGAGCAGUAGUAGUGAUAGUGAAAGCAGCGAUGGCGACUCGGCCAUCUCUACUUAAGUGGUUAGAUGCAGUUUAGGGUCUUCCAACAACAGCCUAGUACUGUUGUGCAUGGAUUAUUAAUUUGGUUUUGCUUUUGAAGUACAUGUUGGAUGAUAAUAUAUACAAACUGUAUGUAUAUAUAUUCUUGUUAC
Molecule: messenger RNA, 1104 nt
Organism: Hibiscus syriacus
Lineage: Eukaryota; Viridiplantae; Streptophyta; Magnoliopsida; Malvales; Malvaceae
Product: ell-associated factor Eaf-like
Exons: 4
Coding region: 23-970 (315 amino acids)
Biological process (GO): positive regulation of DNA-templated transcription; regulation of transcription elongation by RNA polymerase II
Cellular component (GO): super elongation complex
Molecular function (GO): transcription elongation factor activity
Source: RefSeq, a predicted model, not a curated record